Messenger RNA from Mizuhopecten yessoensis (Yesso scallop), 724 nucleotides. Its product is annotated as DNA-directed RNA polymerases I, II, and III subunit RPABC2-like. The record is from RefSeq and is a predicted model, not a curated record. Gene Ontology annotation, biological process: DNA-templated transcription. The transcript is spliced from 5 exons. Bases 70 to 447 code for a protein of 125 amino acids. Gene Ontology annotation, molecular function: DNA binding; DNA-directed RNA polymerase activity. Gene Ontology annotation, cellular component: RNA polymerase I complex; RNA polymerase III complex; nucleus. Lineage: Eukaryota; Metazoa; Mollusca; Bivalvia; Pectinida; Pectinidae.
UUUCUGUACGAGUCAAGCGAUCAUUGAUAAAGACUUAAGCGUUUACACAACACAGACAUCAAUAGAAAAAUGGCGGACGACGAAGGCGACAAUUUUGAUGAGGAUUUAGAAGAAGUAGAAGAUGAAGAACCUCUGGACGAACCUAUCAGUCAGCCACAAGACCAAGUUGAAGUGCUGUCCUCUGAUGCGGGGCUGGCAGUUCCACCCGAGAAGAGGAUCACUACACCUUACUUGACUAAAUAUGAGAGAGCAAGAGUCCUUGGGACAAGAGCACUUCAGAUAGCAAUGUGUGCACCUGUGAUGGUAGAAUUGGAAGGAGAAACUGAUCCUUUGCUUAUUGCCAUGAAAGAAUUAAAAGCGAGAAAGGUUCCACUCAUCAUUAGACGAUAUCUUCCUGAUGGAAGUUUUGAGGACUGGGCAGUAGAUGAACUUUUCAUGACAGAAUAAGAGAACCACUUGAAAGCAAUUUUCAUUUUCAUACGAGUGAAAGGAAGGAAUGUGUAGUCGCAGCAGUACAAUGAAGAGAAAGAGAAUAUUAAAAUAGAAAGAGAAACAUGAGUGGAAGACGAAUGAUGUUGGGAUCAGAGAGUACAGAAGACGAAUGAUGUUUGGAUCAGAGAGUACAGAAGAAAGUUCAGUAAAUGGUACUGUUUAUGUGUAAUCCUGUCCAUUUCAUUUUAAAUGUGAUUUUGUAUCUAUGUAAGAAUUAAAACUUUUAAUAACA